AACGCAUUAUAGGUCAUAUAUCUGCCCCGAGAACGCAAUGUAUAUCUGACCCCAAAGAGGUUGACGUAAGGUGCUAUAAGGUUGACGUGAGCGCAAUACGAGACUCUUAGAAAAGCUUGUCUUGCGUGCUCCUGAGUUGUGACAUGGUCACUUGAAGCCUUAUACUUGAUAGGGCCAACCUGCUCGUGGCUCAAACACAACCUGCUCGUGGCUCAAACCCAACCUGCUCGUGGCUCAAACAACCUGCUCGUAACUCUACCCCAACCUGCUCGUGGCCCAUCCUCAACCUGCUCGUGUCUGAAACAUGAAUGCAACACGAGGAAUGUUGUACGUGAAGCUUCAUAAAGUCGUUGAAGCGACACUUCGCUCAUUGAAAGUUUUAUAAGGAAACACUCGUGCAUACAGAAACGCUUAUCAGCUACCAAUAAUAUCAUCUAUGGCAUCGAGCGAUUUCCUCUAUGACAAAAUCCCAGACAAGCUCGUUACCGUGACGGUAUAAGCAUCCUUGCGUAUUAUUUCCCACGCUGCGGACGUUUUGUUUCAUCAUUAGCGUAUUGAGGGUAUCUGUAGUAACCGGGCAUUGAGACGCAAAUAUCGCUGGCCACUGUUAAUGUAUCCUAUACAUAUAGCAAGCAGGCCUCUAUCCUGAACUUUCCACACUUCUGGUCGAGACAGCAAGUGUCGGCCACUGCGCCUCAGCGCAUCCGUCGAACUUGAUGGCCGAUGCCGCCACCGCCAGAAGUGACGCGGGCUUUGACACGAACGCCACAUCUCUAAGCAGUGACUUUGACACUAACGCCACAUCUUUGAGUAGUGGUUUUGAACCAAAGCCCACAUCUCUGAGCAGCGAAUUCCGAGGUGAGCCUGACGGCUGCGUAUCCGCAGGGAGCGUCGGCUCCUCGCUCAGUGGGGUGCUGGCUGAGGGGCAGAAUGUGCAGGUCCGCGUGCCGGAGGGACCGGUGUCGGGGCUCGUGCCCCCGUCGGGGGGCAUGCAGUAUGGAGAUGUGGUCGACGACAGCCUUUACCUGCCUGCCCGGAGCCGUCCGUACACCGUCUACGACUUCGGCCGAAAGUUCCACACUCUGAGCGAAGCUUCCUUGAAGAGCAGCAAGACGCACUACCCCCACAACGCGGCGCCUCGCAGCGACGUCAAAUGCAACAGCAUCGGCAAGUGCAGCGGCAUCGGCAAAUGCAGCGCCGAGGCGACCGCCUACUCCCACAUCGAGAAGUUCAACAGGACUCUCGAAAGCGAGGGCAUUUACAUGAGGAACAACGCCUGCUCCGGCCCUCGCAUUGACUUCAUUGAGGGCACCUCCAUACUUAGGAUCCGGGAACAAAGCGCCCCUCAUCCGCGGUGCGAUGGCAACGAGCACCCAAUGUACCUCACCGCCCCCGACGGAUGUUCCCCCAUGGGGCGGCGGUACGGGGGCAACAUUGGUGGCGGGUUUGUGGUGGAUAUGGCGGCUGCGGUGGAGCGGAGAUGUGGCAUGACGGCGUCAAGUAACGUCGGUGUAGACGGACUGGUGGGAGGAGUGAGCAAAUCGUCCGGUGGAGGUAGUAACAGCAGCAGUAAAGCUGUGCGUCUAAAGCGCGCCAAACGCAGCGGACUGCUCGGUCUCAAGAUGGGCAGGUUCACCAAAAAUAGUGCCAAAAAGAAUAGUACAAAAGCAACAAUAGAUAAUAAUGAGACUCUGCAGCCAGCGGAGCCGCCCUCAGGUCAGUGCGCUGACGACAGGAAACAUGUGGCUGUCCACGAGAUGGCUCGCUCCUCGUCUUCGGAUCACCUCAACUUCGAAGAGAAGCGCAAGCUCAUCGCCUCUAGCUUGAGCCUGAGUGAAGUGCUUGCUGCUGAGUGCCACAGGCAGCCCAGAUAUCUCCUGAACGCCUCCCUCGACGCCCAAGAUCAGGACGAAGACAGGCACGAGUUUGAAGAGGUCCCCGAUGUGAGUAGAAGGUGGGAGAAGUUAGGAGGCAUUGGACUCAUAGGAAUGGGAAGCAAGAACUCAUCUCCUCUUCCCUCCCAUCCAAGACCUUAUCUUCUCGCUCGCCCUUCGACUCCCUCCCCGCUGACGACCGCCCGUCCCGAUGUGUCGAUGCCCGCGCGCCCGGCCUCCGUGUGCGCCAUCAGCUUUACAGGCUACGAUGGCGGUCGCGACGACGACGACGACGACCGAGAAGAAGAACCCCGGCGCCAAUUGUCAGUAGACCUCGGCUCGCUGAGGGCCGAGGAAUCAGCGAGCAGCCCUCACGUGUUCGUUAAUCCUGUUACGAGUCUCUCCCUCUCCGACCUGCUCGCAGCUGCCAGUCCAGGCAAGAGCAAGACGAACGGUACAGCGCGGGGGGCGGGCGGUGGAGGGUCGCGGUCGCCGCCCCCUGAGCGCCCCGGACGCAGCAGACUGGCGGCGCUGGGGCGGCUCUUCAAGCCCUGGAAGUGGCGGAGGAAGAAGAAGUCUGAGACCUUCGAGGCUACCAGCAGAUACGCGGGUGUGGCGCGUGUGUCGGGAGACGCGGGUGUGGCGCGUGUGUCGGGAGGCGCGGGUGUGGCGCGUGUGUCGGGAGACGCGGGUGUGGCGCGUGCGUCGGGAGACGCGGGUGUGGCGCGUGUGUCGGGAGGCGUGGUGUCAAGCCAGUGGUGCAGGAUGCCGCUACUGGAGCUCGUCAAGUCUCUUACGCUCGGAAGGAGAAGGCGGGAGCGCGUGUCGCUCUGGGGGGCCAGGUCUCCUCACCUGCCACAGUCCCUCCUGGGCACCCACGGCACCUACACGAGCCAUGCCCCCGGCAGUGAGUGGCCCCCUGCUACCCCCGGUGAGGGUACAUCAUCGUCAGGAGGGACACUUGCCGUGUCCGCCCCACCCUCGCCCCGGCAAAGAGCCUCCGGGCACCAGAAUUGGUCGGAUACUCUCCCGCGUGUCAAACCCGACCAAAAUUCUCGACAAAUUUGGUCGAACCGCCCACCCGAUGAUGAUCUUUUGUUGUCCCCUCGCCACGAUGGUUGUCCGCUGCCGUCAUCCCCGACAACCGUCGCGCCUACAAAUGAUCAUCCAGAGUGUGGGGCUGAGGAAUGCAAGAGCGCGUCGAACUCCAGAACCACGCCUCCUGUCUGUGACCGUACGAAUGAUGCUCUCAAAAGCAGCGGUGAAGAACGCGGCGAAGUGACGCAGCUGGAAGAGCUACUUGUAAGUUCCCUGCCUUCUGACGUUACAAGCGAUCGAACUGACGUCGGUGUGACCAGCUCGAGUGUAGCUGCACAGCCUGUGUGUUUGGGUGUCAUGGGCGCAGGCGUGGGUCUGGCCGAGGACGGAGGGAAAGUCUCGACCGGGAGCGACGAUCGAACGUACAGGAGCUUGCAGAAGCCCCCGCAGCUGAGAGCAGAACGAGGCUCUCGUACAACUCGGCAAGUGAAUGUAGCGGCUACUGAUGCUAGUGUAUCAGCUUCAAGAGGUCCUCUUGUGUGUCAUGUUUAUGAUGCACCUACAAUUGUUGCUACCCCAACAGCAGGUGAACCCAAGAAAGCUGACGCCUUCAAAUGCAAUGAUAUCUCGCGGGAAACUGAGGAAGUUUACCCACUGAUCUCCUCUCAACCCAAGUGCUGGGGCGAACCGCAUGCACAUUCCUACCCUGCCCACCUCACGACCACCGCACCAGCCAUCAGUGAGCCCUCGGUUGCGCCGAGUGCCGAUCUUGCCUCACAAAAGUGUUCGAGGACAACACCACCUCGCAUCACAUCUGACAGCAAUGUUUGCCGAACUGCCGUUAACUCGAGCUCAGUCCCAAGCAACGAGGGUCGCUCGGUGAACUGUCCCUGCUGCCACCAUGCCAUGCACCAAGGCCUCAGUGCUGGACAAGCCGCGGCUGGAAAUAAGCUUGGUCCUGGAGAGGAUGAGGCGAGGCUGGCUCUGAGAGGGAUCCCGCUGCUCGAAGGUGCUGCGCAGCUACAGAAUUGUUCAGCCUGCACGUCAGCGCAACUUGUUCCUGCGACGAGCGUCGUCUAUAGUUCCACUACCAUCGCUCCUCAACGCGCCACGCUUGUCACUCUUUCUUCGUCCUCGUUCCCUUCAGGAGAUAAUUCUGCUCCUGGCCUCGUGCAUCCGUUGUCUGGCCUCAAGACGAAUAAUGAAAAUGAUUCAAGCUCUAAAGACAGUCCCCACAUUUGGCCUCACGCUAACAUCGCCAAAACUCAAUCUUACCCCAAAUCAGUUGCUAUUGUGGCCCCUCUGCUCCCUUUGAAUGCCUCAGCGUCAAGCUCUUCCGCGCCUCAUUCUAUAGUUGGCAGUUCUCAGGCUCACGGCGCGCAGCCCAUCAGGUCACCUGUUGUAUGCAAAGGGCCCAGCUCACAGCCCACUCAACCAAGUAACAAUAAACUUAAAACGGGUCCCACGUUGAGCACCUACUCGCCCGUCAGAAUGGGCAACCCCGUAACGAGCAGAUUCUCGUUCAGAUCUGACAUGAUUGCACUGAAUCGAAGUCAGACCAAUGGCAGGUGUUGUAUGAUGCGCAGGAGUAACAGCAGCGAUGCUGAUGAUGUUCCUUCGCUCUCUGGCCGUUUGAUGGCUCGAGAAAACAUUUCUCCUCAUCUUAAACACAAACUCUUCAAGGCUGGAGUUUCCAAGAUCGAAAGCUCGGAUGGAAGCAACGUGUCCGAUGAUCCUCAGUGCAGUCGCAAACGCGCGAUACUCUGUGACGACAAGGAACUGCCCAUCGGUGAUGUUCCAUCCUGCAACUGCAGCGUCGACGACUCCAACUGCCACCUGCACAACUGUAGACUUUCUUAUCCCUCAGCGCCUGCCACUCACACUCCUACCUCUCUUCCGUACUGCCGUGAAGACCAACAAAAUGCUUGGAAAGCCAGCGCAUCGUGUCGUCGCCUUCAAGACAUCGAGAAAAUUCGUCAAAAAAUACUGUACAGAAAUCCCAGCUCCGUUGGGUGUUACGUCCGACGCGUGAACAGCGUCGUGAGGAGGCAGUCGUCGCGGCUCAAGAAACCGACGGCAAAAGUUCGGCGUGUGAAAUCAUUCAAGGAGAGCAACGAGAGAGACUGGGACGUGCCUGAGCGUGAACAGGGCGAUAGUCCACGACAUGACAUCAUCCUUGACGCGUCCAGUCUCACGGACACCGAGACCACCUCUGCGGAGGACGACUCUGAGUACCAGGACUGUACGGAUGAUGAGCGGAAACGGCCAUCUCCCGUACAGGAGGCGGCUGAGAGAGAACAUAGCAGUGACAUAACACUCAAGAAAUGGAUAGUGAGAGUCGACAACAACAGCGUCGAGGACGAGGAAUUCUUCUAUGACUCUUUGCAGGAUUAUUAUGAAGAUUAUGACCGCUUCUUCAUUGCUAACAACAACUCAAGUGCAACUGACAUUGAACAGCACGAUUGGCAAGCUUCUGGGCAAGGUGCAAGCCGCAACAACAACAGCUCAUCGUUGAUGCCCGGUGAUCAGAUUCAGCGCGUGAAGGUAAAGCUGCUUGACGACAAUCGCUUGUAUCGCAAGCCUCUUGUUGUGUCCUCUGAUGAGGCACGCGCUGCACAUGAACUUCCUGAAACUUUACGCCGUGAGGUGCCGGCGGCGGUCCAUGACAAUCGCUGGGGAGGCUCCUCAACUGCUUCGUUCUCACCAGCUCCUCAGAGCCGCGAUGAUGGUACUAGUGCAGUUCACCCGAGUCCCGAUGAGGUCAAUUUUAGCACCGGUGUUGUGGAUAACGCCCAACAACAGCGUUCUGGUUCAAAGGUUUCCAGGCUGGAGGAGGUUCCUGCUUUGCCUGGCACUUGGACGUGUGCAGCGCCGGACGAUGACGACAGUGACGAGGAAUGCAGCUUAGAGAAGCUGGAAAUGUUCUUCAACGAUCCUAUCACCAAGCCAAAGUCGACACACCGCGAGAUGAAGAAGAACCUUUCAUACUCGUACGUCUCGCCUCGACAUUCCAUGACCUAUGAGAGGGCAGCCCCUCGACCUGAGGGCAACCGCCGGGGCGUGGCUCACGGGGCCCACCAGGGCUUGUUGUGCCCCAGUGGUGGGCAGGACGCGUGGCAGGAGGUGGCAGCACAGCUGGAGGACGUCUGGGACAGCCUGAGGCUCAUGGAGGAUCCAGAGGACUACAGCGAUGAUGAGGGCGACAAGACGGACACCACGAACGGCUGUCUGGAUGGUAGCCCCUGCUUCCCUUCCCUCAGCUCUUGCACCUCCACCACCACCACCACCACCACAACCACCACCACUUCUACCACCACCUCCACCGCCUCCACCACCGCCACCCACGACGACCGACCUCCCGCCACCAGCGCUGAUGGCGGCGACGACAACAGAGUGCACGGCGACGGCAUCGCAGGCGGGGUGGCGGUGCUGCCUGCCGAGCUCCUCAACACAGGCGGGGAUCGCCCUGGUAACGCCUACCCCCCCUUCCCCUACCCCCCCAGCAGUAGUUACGCUACCUACGACGGUAGUGGCCAGGCAGUCACGGUAACUAGUGUAGGCGAGAGUAACGUUGUUGGUAACGGAGUUACCGGUAACACACACAGCCUCCCCCACCCCUCCCACCACGUGUCCCUGCUGUCACUGCAAGCACAGCAGAAGAACUUGCACAGCGUCGGCUCUGGACACAGCACCCUGCCCCCCUCAUACCACCAUCACCACCAACACCAUCAUCACCAACACACUAACUCCUUACGCAAUGACCACACCAACACCCCCGACCCCCCUAUCAUCGUGUCGGAAAUUGGACCCAUCCCUCCGCCCCCCAUGUUCUCAUCCCCCUCUCCCGUAGCUCAACGUAACCCCUCAGCGGGGGGUAAUAUGGGGCCCCCACCCCCAUACCAGCCCCCCUCCUCGGGGGUGUCGGCCAGUGGCAUGCUCCAGCAUCAUCAGCACCAGCAGCACCAACAGCUGCACCAUCAGUUACAACAACAUCAUCAACAACAACAGCAACUACACCAUCACCACCAACACCAACCUUCCUACGAAGGGAGGGCCCCACCACUUGGCCCCAUGGAGGACGAGGCUGGGGACGACGAGGCCGCCUACGCUGGCGAGGCCGGCAUCCUCGCCUGGUUCCAGGCCAAAAUGGCCAACUUCGCCAGCGCCGAUGACGAGGACUCGGCGCUGGAGGAGGAGAUGCUGGAGGGGGAGGAGGGGGAGCUGGACACGUCGCUGGUGGAGGAGGUACCCGCCAGGGAGCCCAAGCUCGACGCCCGGCCCCUCAAGAGCGCCCUUAAGAAGAAGAACAGCUCCACCAGCAUCACCACGUCAUCACCCGCCACCACCCCCACCACCGCCUCCUCCAGACGGCUCCCCCUGCGGCCCUCAGUAAAGAUUAGGUUCAGCUCACGGCCCAUCAAGUUCUCCUACGGACGCGAGGCUCCCACAACCCCCAGCCCUGCCCCCCCUGCAGAUAACAAGGAGAACACUAAUGCCCUGUUAUCACAGAUAACAAGGAGAACACUAAUGNUGCCCGCGGCGCUGCUUCGUCACCGCGCGUCCCACGACGACGACGACAGCGACGACGAUGAUGAUGAUGGGCCCGUCCUGUACCGGGACGGCGACGAGGACCUUCCUGAAGGCUGCGGGACCAAAGUGUCCCGGAAGGACAGCCUGGCCCUGAAGCUGGCGCUGCGGCCCAACAGGCAGGAGCUCAUAGACCGCAACAUCCUCCCUCAGCACUCGGAGACCGACCGGAAGGUCUUCAGAGAGGCCAUCGGGGCCAAGCUGACCAGACGGCUCAGUCUGCGCCCAUCGGCUGAGGAGCUCGAGGAGAGGAACAUCCUAAAAAAACAAACGCCCGAAGAGGCGCGUAAGCUCAAGGAGGAGAAGAGGCGGACGCUGCUGAGGAAGCUGUCCUUCCGGCCCACGGUGGAGGAGCUCAAGGAGAGGAAGAUCAUUCGGUUCAACGACUACAUCGAGGUGACGGAGGCGCAGGAAUACGACCGGCGCGCCGACAAGCCCUGGACGCGCCUCACGCCCCGCGACAAGGCCGUCAUCAGGAAGGAGCUCAACGAUUUCAAGAGCCUCGAGAUGGACGUGCAUGAGGAGAGCCGCCACCUCACAAGGUUCCACAGACCCUGAAGCGCGGCAGCUGCAGCGCCCCGCCGCUGCCUCCAUCGAUUAGCUGUAACCGCUCCAGCCGCCACCUGCGCUUCUGCAAGUCUCGCUUGUUGUACAUAAUUAUGAUAACUAUAUCCUUGUUGUUAACAACGAUCCUCAUGUUGAUGAUGAUGUACCAAAUUGUUCAUAUUGUGCAAAUACUGUAGCUAUUGUAACCUGUGAAACCAGUGAUGCUGUGAACUACGUCUCCUCUUUAAACACUUUUUGCUCUCAUAUGCAAUACUCAAUCCUGUCUCUCAUACUUAUUCUUUAGCUCCCAACUGUUCUUGGUUCCUGACCAAGACUUGUUAGUCUUUUUUCGCGUGACCUAAUAACACCCAAUGUAUCGAUAGUUUUUAUUCCAUGAGUUGAUUCCUCUCUGUCUGGUGUCUUCCGCCGCUUCGUUUGCAGCAGUGAACCGCCGCUGCUGUCUGGCCCCGCUACCGUUGUUUGUGUCGCGCCUGGUGCUUCCAAUGCAUGCGCGUGUUUGGUGGUGUUAGUUUUCCCUGGGGCUGUGGUAAGGUUCAGUUGCUAGCUGUGGGAAGUAAUGGUUGAUUUUACUUGUGAUUGAGGACUAAAAUAAUAAAGUUAAUCAUCAGACAGUGAUGAGGGAAUCACUUCAUUAUUUAGAUAAAUUAUUGAUUUAAAUGAUUAAACUCAAGCAGCGCUCUCGGUCGAGACUGCUCUUGAGAGGCCAGUGUGAGGUUCGUCUGUCGCUGCUGAAAGCAGCCAUUGCAUUUUUGUUUUGUUACUGGACGCUGAUGAUGAACCUGUUAUUUCAAACAAAAUAUUAUUUCGACCUAAAGCAAGUAUAACUCUUCGAAUAGAGGUCGUGGUUGUAUUUAUUUCUGCAGGUGACUGAGCGUAGCUUGGUCUAUGAAUGUCUUUCAAAUUCCAGCGUGGAGCAGUGAACAAGAUGUGCGUCUCGUGAACAAGAUGUGUGUCAUGUGAACAAGAUGUGCGUCUCGUGAACAAGAUGUGUGUCAUGUGAACAAGAUGUGGUCACGUGAACAAUAUGUGGGUCACUUGAACAAGAUGUGGGACAAGGGGUCGCUCAUAAGUAAUACCUUGUAAUUGUGAUGCUAAAUGUGAGCCGCUGGAAUGCAGACUAGGUUCUUCUUUACAGGGAUUUCACAAUAAACUUCCAAUAAUUUAUAGGAAAUAAAUAAUCUUACGCAAACACAAGUAGUUUCAGACAUUUUCUUCAAAUGUCACGUAAUAUUCAACAUUCAAGUUCAUUUUAAUCCUGUUUCUUGUGCAAGAAAAAUGGGCCUUUAUAAAACUUAGGCCCUCUGAGGCUCUGGAGCAUUUCUGAAUGUGAGCGACUCGCUGUAUUUGGAAAACGGAAGCGUUGUAGUUUAUGGAGCAACUCUUUUAUCUCGAACACGCCCCUCCUGAUUCUUGUGAUGUUAUUUUAACGGUGAAUUUGAUUUUUUUGGUGUUGGGUUUCAGAAGCAAAUAAUAUUGACACCCUCGAGCGGAGUUCAGGUACGCGCGAGUCGGUAAAAAAGUUGCUGUAGAAGUAGUCAUAUUCGAUGAAAUCUUAUGCCUGACAAUAUGCAUUGUAUUGAAUAACUCCUAUUAAGUAUUUGCGUGUAUAUGAGCUCUUAUUGUGAACAAACCACAAAACCUGCCGUAGGCCAGCCUUCGUUAUCACCAGGCGCAACGAGUUCCGUUGCUGCGUCACUGAAGUGACGCCGUCACGCUUGCUAACGCCUUGCCACGUGCGUGUUGUCAUCCAGCUGCUGUGGGUGGCUGGCUACUCGGGAUAACUGCUCAUUGUGGCUACUUAGUGUAGCAGGUCUUUGUAGCUGCUCAGUUGACUGUGUAGCUGCUCAGGGUAGCAGAGUGUGACGGCAGAGCCCGGCCAGUGCUUGUGCGGCUGUAAUUUUCAGUGUGGAAACUGGAAGGGUUUGUCAGCCUCGGCAGAAGGGUAGACCUGACGCGUCAUCGGCUGCAGUAACGAAUUGCAAGAUCGGUUAGAAUUGUUCAUAUUAUAUUCCUGAACGUGAGGUGAGCUAAGGAUUUUAUUAUUUUUACUCAUGUGAACGAAGAGUUUUAACUGUGGGUGGCAUGGGUGUGAAUAAAAUAUAAGAUGACCAUGCUGCUAAAAUCCGGGUUUCUACAAACCUAUUGUUUGCGUGUGAAAAAAAAAAAAUUAGUUUGUUGGGAUGAAUGCAUCGUGUUUCGUCGUGUGUCUGAAGUUACCUUGUGGUAACUUACCGUUUUUUUGUUUCCUUUUUUAUUUAUUGGUUUUGAAUUAGUCUCAUCAGAGGCGACGUGAUCAGCAUUAUCCGAGUUGCCAGUUUUUAGUAAGAGUUUCUGAUGCUCAAGCGUAGAUAAAGUUUUCUGUAGUUAUCUUCUUAACGUGGCUUUCUAGAGCGCUGUUAAGGUCAAUUUGGCUGAACCGACCAGCGUCUCCCUACGAGUCUUAGGCUUGUUGGGUCAGCAAAGCUCAUUAGCAUAAUUUCUCUUGAACCAAAUGUUCUCUUAUUUCCGUACUGGGUUUAUAUAUCUAGGGGCAUGGCACUGGGAAUCAAUAAGCAAUUAAUUUGAAUGGUCCCGCUUCAAUUCUGUGCAUUACCACCAAUUAGAAUAGCGGCCUCAACCUUCCCGCAAGCUCAUUUCCCCCGUGAGGUCUUCACUGUUGUGAUAUUUGUUGCAAAUCGUGUGUGCGACUGUGCGUAACUCGUCGCUUUGUCCUUAUUUGCUGUUGAAAUUUUAAAGUAAACUUUGCAACAGCGAAAACUAAUUUUGUUACUCAGCAGCUCUGGAAAUAUGCGUACGAUGCGCACCACAGCGGACGCGUUGCGGUGCACAUGAGUGUUAGUGCGUGUGCUGCUCCCAAGUCUGUUUCUCAUCUGGGCUAUUGUUACAUCGCAGGCGAGCCUUUUCCGUGAUUUCCACUCCGGGUUGUGUUUCAGUUUGAACGCUGGUCUAUUAUGUAAUUAUCUGUAAUUGAUGAUCUUAAUAAGCCUAUUCUUAUUACAUAAUCUUUUUA
Hyalella azteca is the source of this 11076-nucleotide messenger RNA. RefSeq lists its product as uncharacterized. Gene Ontology annotation, molecular function: actin binding. Bases 717 to 8057 code for a protein of 2446 amino acids. The record is from RefSeq and is a predicted model, not a curated record. Gene Ontology annotation, biological process: actin cytoskeleton organization. The transcript is spliced from 17 exons. NCBI's taxonomy places the organism in Eukaryota, Metazoa, Arthropoda, Malacostraca, Amphipoda, Hyalellidae.